AUGGCAGGCCGCGAAGCCAGGUUCAAUCAAACCACCCUCGUAGACACCACUCCCCUCCCAGCUUCGAUCCCAGCGGUGACAGAGAUUGGAGCGAGUUCCGCCCCGUUAUUAAGUGCAAGUUUCUUCAUCGGAGCGAGGUGCAAGGCAUAUAACGAUGAUUUCAUGCAAUGCAAGACCGAGAAGCCGGGAAGAGGAGAAUUGGACUGCCUGAAGGAGGGCAGGAGGGUGACUCGCUGCGCGAAGAGUGUCAUCGAGGAUAUAAACACACAUUGUCUUGCUGAAUUUCGAAAGCACUGGACAUGCUUAGACAACAACAACCAGCAGUUAUGGCAAUGUCGGCCAGCAGAAUGGAAAUUAAACAAAUGUGUAUUCGAUAACCUGAAACUUGAAAAAACUAUCCCAGAUGCACCUAAAGACGAGGUUCCGGUACACCUCCGGAAGAAGCAGCAAUACUCACAUCACGGGCCAUAG
Messenger RNA from Glarea lozoyensis ATCC 20868, 471 nucleotides. RefSeq names its product NADH-ubiquinone oxidoreductase. The record is from RefSeq and is a predicted model, not a curated record. Lineage: Eukaryota; Fungi; Ascomycota; Leotiomycetes; Helotiales; Helotiaceae. The transcript is spliced from 4 exons. Bases 1 to 471 code for a protein of 156 amino acids. Gene Ontology annotation, biological process: mitochondrial electron transport, NADH to ubiquinone.